AUUGUAUUAAAAAACUCCUUUAACACUCCAGAUUAACAAAAAAGUGUGUGACAUCCUGGGGAUUGAAAGGAGCCUCUGCUGUCCUUACCACCCUCAAACUAAUGGGCUGGUUGAAAGGAUGAAUGGGACAAUUCAGAGAGCCUUGAGUAAAGUUACUGGAGGUCAUCCAGAAAAAUGGGAUGACUUUCUGGAACCAGUCAUGUUUGGUCUGCGGACAAAAAAACAGAUGACCACAAAGUACUCCCCUUACUACAUUAUGUUUGGGAGAGAGGCUCGAUAUCCCUCUGAAAUUCCCCAGGAGGUUGAGAUUGACAGCAGCAUCGAGGAUGCAGUGGCGUCAGAGGACUUAGCGCAGGGAAUUGAGGAGCAGAUACUACUCUUUGAGAAAGUCAGAAAAAAUCUUGAUGAGGGACAUGAAAAAACCAGAAGCAAAAAUAAGUCUGAUAGCAAAGUGGUUUUCAAAGUUGGGGAGAAAGUAUGGAGACAAAAUGUCAGAAGCCAACAAAGAAAAGGGGGGAAGCUGGAAAGAUGCUACUUUGGCCCAUAUGUCAUCACAGCAAUAAAAGGAAAAUGUGCUGAUCUGCAAGAUGAGAAAGGGAAUGUAUUUAACAAAAUUAGUACUGAUCAGCUCAAGUUAGCUGUUGAGAGCACACCCAGGGUGCCCCACAAUCAUCCGCAACCAAGAAAUACUAUCCCUGCAGCUCCACCACAGCCGUCAAAGCCCUGUUCUGACCCAGCAGUAGAAGCUGUAACACCAACUCCAGCGACUCCACCACAGCCGUCAAAGCCCUGUUCUGACCCAGCAGCAGAAGCUGUAACACCGACUCCAGCGACUCCACCACAGCCGUCAAAGCCCUGUUCUGACCCAGCAGUAGAAGCUGUAACACCAACUCCAGCGACUCCACCACAGCCGUCAAAGCCCUGUUCUGACCCAGCAGCAGAAGCUGUAACACCGACUCCAGCGACUCCACCACAGCCGUCAAAGCCCUGUUCUGACCCAGCAGUAGAAGCUGUAACACCAACUCCAGCGACUCCACCACAGCCGUCAAAGCCCUGUUCUGACCCAGCAGCAGAAGCUGUAACACCGACUCCAGCGACUCCACCACAGCCGUCAAAGCCCUGUUCUGACCCAGCAGCAGAAGCUGUAACACCGACUCCAGCGACUCCACCACAGCCGUCAAAGCCCUGUUCUGACCCAGCAGUAGAAGCUGUAACACCAACUCCAGCGACUCCACCACAGCCGUCAAAGCCCUGUUCUGACCCAGCAGCAGAAGCUGUAACACCGACUCCAGCGACUCCACCACAGCCGUCAAAGCCCUGUUCUGACCCAGCAGUAGAAGCUGUAACACCGACUCCAGCGACUCCACCACAGCCGUCAAAGCCCUGUUCUGACCCAGCAGCAGAAGCUGUAACACCGACUCCAGCGACUCCACCACAGCCGUCAAAGCCCUGUUCUGACCCAGCAGUAGAAGCUGUAACACCGACUCCAGCGACUCCACCACAGCCGUCAAAGCCCUGUUCUGAGGAAACAUACACAACGGCUGUUGUUGAGAAAUAUGUCCAGGAAGCAUGGGAAGGAAAUGUUUCACAUGUUCUCCUUUCCAAAAUCGGGCCAUACAAAAUCUAUUAUUGGGACAUUAAACAAAUUGGUCCCAACAUGGAACUGGAAAGUGAGUCCAUUAAUGCCUAUAUGAGGCUAUUGGUCCGUGACCACAAUUGCAGCAACAAAGGAAAAGCAGCUCUGAUUGACUCCUUUGCAAUGACUGCAAUUUGGAAGGGACAAUUUGGAAGGCUUAAGAUAAAACCCAUGGAUCAUGAAGUUUUACUUGGAGUUAUAAAUGACCAUCAUCACUGGAAAUUAGCCGUCAUUUAUUCUCAUGAAAAGAGAUCCCUGCUCUUGGAUCCACUGGGGGAGUCCAAACAAGACAUUAAACAAUGUUUGGAAACUACAAGGGCCUUCAUGAGAAACAAAGGAUGCAAAGUCUCCAGAUGGAAAUGUGACACUGUUCAGCAUCCGAAACAGACAGACAGUACCUCAUGCGGUGUGUUUGUGUUGAAAUUUGCAGAAAAACUGCUCAGAAGAGAGGAAAUGGUUUUUCAAACAAACUCCACGGCCAUUACUCAGCAUAGAAGGGAAAUUGCAGUAAAACUUCUUCUACAGACAGAUAACCUUUCGAACAUUUGUCGUUACUGUGGGGAAGAGGAACACGAAAACGAUUUCAACUGGAUACAGUGCGAUGUUUGUCUUCGCUGGUUUCACCAGAUCUGCAUGAAUAACCCAUCACCAGAGAAGGCCUUUGUUUGUCCUGCUUGUUUUUGUUAGAAAAUUUUUAGUAGUUCUGACUAUUCUGUAUAUAGUUUAUAUGAAUAAAUAAACAUUACAGUUGUUGAAA
This is a messenger RNA of Cyprinodon tularosa, 2393 nucleotides long. RefSeq names its product proteoglycan 4-like. Gene Ontology annotation, biological process: protein desumoylation. The record is from RefSeq and is a predicted model, not a curated record. Gene Ontology annotation, cellular component: nucleus. Gene Ontology annotation, molecular function: deSUMOylase activity; nucleic acid binding. The transcript has 11 exons. Bases 119 to 2323 code for a protein of 734 amino acids. NCBI's taxonomy places the organism in Eukaryota, Metazoa, Chordata, Actinopteri, Cyprinodontiformes, Cyprinodontidae.